AAUGACCGAAUUACUGAGUUUCUGAUCCUUGGCACUGCUGCUGCCCACACAAAGCAAGGCUCAAAACUGGCAGGAGUUGUAGAAAACUGAUGAAACUGACCGAGUGACUGCCCCCUGCGUAGCACUGUUACCACCUCAAAUUUCACCUCCCACUGCGCGAUGUGCCAAUAUCAAGUUAACCGAUUAAUAUUCGACAUUUAAAUCCUCAACUUGCGAGGUUGACUUUUUAAGUGCUUUCAACUCGAAAACUUUUACCUGGGGUUGUGCGCGUGUAAACCUAGAUGAGAAAGCGGGAACAAAUUCCUUCCCGGAUCGAAAGCGCUCGCCGGAGUUCGAACUUCGAGUAACGUCGCGGCGCUAGCCAACUUCAGAAUGCAGACGACUGUCAAGUGAAUGGGAUUUUGUAAUUGUAAAUAUGAAUGAAUGAAUUUUGCAUGUGAUUUGGGAGAAAAAUUGACGAGCGGCGAGUGAUAGAAGAAACAGAUAAUAACGAUAUUCAAUUCUCGAAUAAUUAAAUAUCUUACUUCCCUUUGACAUUAGCUGGAUAAAGUUAAAGCUCUGCUGUAUUUUAUCAUGGAUUCGAAGGGGGUUAGUAUUGAAACUUUGGACAGUGGCUAUAAACAACGAAUGGAUAGAAAAGAAAUUAAAAUUCUAUGCUUCGAUCUCACCGAAUCCAGUCAAAAGAUGCAACUCUUAUGGUGCAGUGCCGGCGUCUUUGCUUUUUAUUUACUGUACGGAUAUUUGCAGGAGCUUAUAUUCACCUUGGAUGGCUUUCGUCCUUUUGGCUGGUACCUAACUCUGAUUCAAUUCACAUACUAUUCGAUAUUUGGGUGGAUCGAAUAUCGCAUGAAAGGAGUCACACGUAGAAUUCCACUGGGAACUUACCUACUCUUGGCUCUUCUUACUUUGGGCACUAUGGGAUUCUCAAACUCAUCUUUGGGAUAUUUGAACUAUCCUACACAGGUGAUUUUCAAGUGCUGUAAGCUAGUCCCAGUUUUAAUAGGCAGUAUUCUUAUACAAGGAAAGAAGUAUGGUCUCUUGGAUUUUUUAGCUGCAAUUUUAAUGUGCAUAGGCCUGGCUUCAUUCACACUAGCUGACAGUAUGAUAUCCCCUCGCUUUGAUACAAUUGGAGUAAUGAUGAUCAGCUGCGCGCUACUCUGUGAUGCGGUUAUAGGAAAUCUGCAAGAGAAAGCCAUGAAGCAGCACAAAGCCACAAACACUGAAGUCGUUUUGUUCUCUUACAGUAUAGGAUUUUUAUAUUUAUUUUUUAUCCUAUUGGUGACAAGAGACCUACAAAAAGGCGCUGCUUUUUGUGCGGAGCAUCCUAUGGAGACCUAUGGAUAUGGCCUGCUCUUUUCAGCUUCAGGAUAUUUGGGAAUACAAAUCGUUUUGACUCUGGUGCAAAGCUGCGGGGCAUUUGUUGCAGCCACAGUGACCACCUGUAGAAAAGCAAUAACAAUCUUGAUCAGCUUCUUGUUCUUCUACAAGCCAUUCACCUUUCAAUAUGUCUGGUCAGGACUUUUGGUACUCCUCGGGAUCUACUUGAAUGUAUACAGCAAAAAACGAGGCGCCGACGCUAAAGGUGGAUUAAAAGAACUAUGGAUAGGAAUUCAACGGUGCUGGAUCAGGCACAAUCGCAUUCAGAGGCGAUUACUGAUUAAUGUUUAGGCCUAGGCUCAUUUCUAGUGACAAUGUAUAACGAUUUGGUGAAUUAAUUUUUUUUGUUAUCCAA
Athalia rosae (coleseed sawfly) is the source of this 1732-nucleotide messenger RNA. RefSeq names its product adenosine 3'-phospho 5'-phosphosulfate transporter 2 (gene Papst2). The transcript has 5 exons. Gene Ontology annotation, cellular component: endoplasmic reticulum membrane; Golgi membrane. NCBI's taxonomy places the organism in Eukaryota, Metazoa, Arthropoda, Insecta, Hymenoptera, Athaliidae. The record is from RefSeq and is a predicted model, not a curated record. Gene Ontology annotation, biological process: transmembrane transport. The coding region runs from base 574 to 1668 and encodes 364 amino acids. Gene Ontology annotation, molecular function: 3'-phosphoadenosine 5'-phosphosulfate transmembrane transporter activity.